Molecule: messenger RNA, 2802 nt
Organism: Otolemur garnettii (small-eared galago)
Lineage: Eukaryota; Metazoa; Chordata; Mammalia; Primates; Galagidae
Gene: FBXL18
Product: F-box and leucine rich repeat protein 18
Exons: 6
Coding region: 83-2356 (757 amino acids)
Biological process (GO): SCF-dependent proteasomal ubiquitin-dependent protein catabolic process
Cellular component (GO): SCF ubiquitin ligase complex
Molecular function (GO): protein binding
Source: RefSeq, a predicted model, not a curated record
CCGGCUUGGAGCAUCCUUAGCCCGGCAGGCGGGAGGCCCCGGGGCUGCGGCUCCGGCAGCCGCUGCAGGGCCAGACCUCGUCAUGGCCAGCUCCGGAGAGGACAUGUCCAACGACGAUGACACACACCCUGCUGGGAUGGCGGGUGGCACUCACCUCCUGGGGUUCUCUGACGAGAUCCUACUGCACAUCCUCAGCCAUGUCCCCAGCAUAGACCUGAUUCUGAAUGUCCGGUGCACCUGCCGGAAGCUUGCAGCCCUGUGCCUCGACAAGAGCCUCGUACACACCGUGUUGCUGCAGAAGGAUUAUCAGGCCAGUGAGGACAAGGUGAAGCAACUGGUGAAGGAAAUCGGUCGGGACAUCCAGCAGCUGAGCCUGGCUGGUUGCUACUGGCUGUCAGGCUCCACUGUGGAGCAUGUGGCCCGCUGCCGCAGCCUGGUGAAGGUAAACCUCUCUGGCUGCCACCUCACUUCCCUGCGCCUCUCCAAGAUGCUGUCGGCCCUUCAGCACCUGCGCUCACUGGCCAUUGAUGUCAGUCCUGGCUUUGAUGCCAGUCAGCUGAGUGGCGAGUGCAAGGCCACCCUGAGCCGAGUUCGGGAGCUCAAGCAGACAUUGUUCACGCCUUCCUAUGGCGUGGUACCCUGCUGCAUCAGCCUUGAGAAGCUGCUGCUCUACUUCGAGAUCCUGGACCGCACUCGUGAGGGGGCUAUCCUCUCAGGACAGCUCAUGGUGGGUCAGAGCAAUGUGCCCCACUACCAGAACCUGCGGGUCUUCUAUGCCCGUUUGGCACCUGGCUACAUCAACCAGGAGGUGGUGAGGCUAUACCUGGCUGUGCUUAGCGACCGCACACCUGAGAACCUUCAUGCCUUCCUUAUCUCUGUCCCUGGAAGCUUUGCUGAGAGUGGGGCCACCAAGAACCUCUUGGAUUCCAUGGCCCGCAAUGUUGCCUUGGAUGCCCUGCAGCUGCCCAAGUCCUGGCUGAAUGGCUCGUCCCUCCUCCAGCACAUGAAGUUCAACAACCCAUUUUACUUCAGCUUCAGCCGGUGCACCCUGUCUGGUGGCCACCUGAUCCAGCGGGUCAUCAAUGGCGGCAAGGACCUCCGGAGCCUGGCCAGCUUGAACCUCAGUGGCUGCGUCCACUGCCUCUCCCCGGACUCUCUGCUCCGCAAGGCAGAGGACGACAUUGACAGCAGCAUCCUAGAGACGCUGGUGGUGUCCUGCUGCAACCUGCGGCACCUGAAUCUCUCGGCUGCCCACCACCAUAGUUCUGAGGGCCUGGGCAGGCACCUCUGCCAGCUCCUGUCCCGGCUGCGCCACCUGCGCUCCCUCUCCCUGCCUGUCUGCUCCGUUGCUGACUCAGCACCUCGGGCAGACCGUGUGCCUGCCCAGCCUGUGAUGCAUGCUGUGCCCCGAGGCUUUGGCAAGAAGGUGCGCAUAGGUGUGCAGUCCUGCCCCAACCCCUUCUUAGGCCAGACGGUCCCCCAGCCUUCCUCUGUGUUCUGGUCUCUGCUGAAGAACUUGCCUUUUCUGGAACACCUUGAGCUGAUCGGGUCCAACUUCUCCUCUGCCAUGCCGCGCAAUGAGCCUGCCAUCCGCAACUCCCUCCCUCCCUGCAGCCGGGCACAGAACGUUGGGGACUCAGAGGUGGCUGCCAUUGGCCAACUGGCCUUCCUGCGGCACCUGACACUGGCCCAGCUGCCCAGUGUCCUGACAGGCUCUGGGCUGGUCAGUAUCGGCCUGCAGUGCCAGCAGCUGCAGUCCCUCUCGCUGGCCAACCUGGGCAUGAUGGGCAAGGUGGUCUACAUGCCUGCCCUCUCAGACAUGCUGAAGCACUGCAAGCAGCUGAAGGACCUCAGGUUGGAGCAGCCUUACUUCAGUGCCAACGCCCAGUUCUUUCAGGCACUGAGCCAGUGCCCCUCCCUGCAGCGCCUGUGCCUGGUUUCCCGCAGCGGCACCCUCCAGCCUGAUGCAGUUGUGGCCUUCAUGGCCUGCUGCCUACAAGUCGUCGUAUGCCACAUGUUCACCGGGGAGUCCUUGGCCACGUGCAAGAGCUUGCAGCAGUCACUCCUCCGCAGGUGGCCUGUGCCUGGAAGUGUGGACACCUGUCCUCUCCAUCUUGGCUGUGGGGCCUUUGGUGGCCAGAGGCAUUGGCUCUAUAGCUCCCUUGCAGUAGCUGCCCUGGAAUGCAGUGGUCUGCCCAGCUUCCAGGCUGAGAGGCCCGCGUUGAACGUCGUCAUCUUCCCUCUGCUCCAUGAGGGCCUGACCGAUGUGAUCCGGGACGUCCCCAUGGUGCACCUGGAUGAGAUCACCUUAUUUAAAAGCAGAGUGGCUGAGGAACCGCCUAACCUGUGGUGGUGAGAGGGACAGGCCUAAAACCAUGUCAAGCUCCUGCCCAUCAUCUAAGUCACUGUGAGAUGCCACUGCUGCCCCCACCCUGCCUGCAGCCACCAGGAGCCUGCAGAUAUCAAGGACUCCUUGGUUUGCCACAAGAGAAAGACAGCACUCUCUCCCAGUGGCUUCUGGGGCUUUGAGUGUUUUCUUGGCUUUCUCUCACAAGGACUGCUGCUUAGUGAAGUUUGGGUCUUGGGAAUACAUUCUGGGUGGCUAGAGGGGAAUCAGGUGGGCUGUCAAUGUGGAGGCCUGGCUGGGGUCUUCUUGCACAGAGACUCAGUGCUAGGGGGUCACCACAGCCCCAAAGCGCAGGGGUGGAGGUUGCAGCCCUAGAAAGCAUCCCUUGGAGGUAUAAAGAUGGGCUGCCGUACCCUUGCGUGUGAGUGGAAAUGUGCUGUCCCUGCAGCUGUGCU